AUGGCAGUAAGAGUUCAGUUUGAAAACAGUAACGAAGUUGGAGUAUUCUCAAAGUUGACUAAUUCCUAUUGCUUGGUAGCAAUAGGAGGAAGUGAAAAUUUUUACAGUGUUUUUGAGGCUGAGUUAGGUGAAAAUAUUCCAGUUAUCCACGCAUCAGUCGCUGGUUGCCGAAUUAUUGGGCGUCUAACUGUUGGUAACAAGAAUGGACUGCUAGUCCCAAGCUCCACAAGUGACAAUGAGCUCCAGCACAUCAGAAAUUCGCUACCGGAUUCGGUGAAAGUUCAGAGAGUCGAAGAGAGACUGUCGGCACUUGGAAAUGUUGUCGCCUGCAAUGACUACGUUGCAUUAGUCCAUCCGGAUCUUGAUCGGGAAACUGAGGAAAUUUUAGCAGAUACACUAAAUGUAGAAGUUUUCCGUCAAACAAUUGCCAGCAAUGUUUUAGUGGGGUCAUAUUCGAUUUUAUCCAACCAAGGUGGAAUAGUUCAUCCUAAAACUUCUAUUCAAGAUCAAGAUGAAUUAUCAGGAAGUGAAGUUAUAGCAGCAGGUAUGGUCGUUAACGAUUGGGCCAGUUUCUGUGGAAUGGACACAACUGGUACUGAAAUUUCAGUAAUUGAAAGUGUGUUCAAGCUAAACGAGUCGACACCAUCAGCCAUCACUUCAACGAUGAGAGCAUCGCUGAUCGAGAGCAUGUCUUAA
This is a messenger RNA of Cotesia congregata, 696 nucleotides long. The record is from the annotation of a GenBank genome assembly. NCBI's taxonomy places the organism in Eukaryota, Metazoa, Arthropoda, Insecta, Hymenoptera, Braconidae.